Molecule: messenger RNA, 2979 nt
Organism: Rhodamnia argentea
Lineage: Eukaryota; Viridiplantae; Streptophyta; Magnoliopsida; Myrtales; Myrtaceae
Product: membrane protein of ER body-like protein
Exons: 9
Coding region: 143-2635 (830 amino acids)
Source: RefSeq, a predicted model, not a curated record
UGAUGAAUGGUUGUGGUGUGUGGACUAAACAAAUUCUCGAAGCCUCGCUGUUGUGUGUAGACGAAGGCAAAUCUGAACAGUGGCACUUUGGUGGGUCUAUCUUCCUCGUAUCUCCUCUGUCUGUCUGUCUGUCUAGCUAACAAUGAAGGCUCAAGCUCAACUCCAACAACACGAAGAAGAAGAAUAUAAUCUGAAAGUGGAAGUGGAGGAAGGGGAAAUGGGUCUACUGAGAAGGCAGUCCACAAGGCGAAAACACGGUGUCGAUGAAAGAGAUGCCUCUGGGAGUGCUAAUGUCAGCAGAACCAGCAAUAAUGGUACCGAUGCAGAAGAAGAGCCAGAGGCAGAACAAGAAUGGGUUGAGGAGGUGAAUGAAGGGAAAAAUGGCGUUGAAGAACAGGGACCAGAGACAGAAGCAGAGCAAGAACCAUGUGAAGAAGUGACGAACGCAGAGACCAUUGUCAGUUUCAAAGAACAAAGGCCAGAUGACAAUGACGGUGAAGAUCAAGAAGCUGCACCAGAGCCAGACGAAGCGGAUGAUUAUGAGAGCCAUGGCUGUGAGAAUGGAAAGGGAGAUGGUGCAAUUCUUGCACCGGCGGCGAGGACAGAACUCGACACCGACAAUGGGGUCGAAGGGAAGGGGUCGACCUGGACCAACAUCGUCCACUUCGACGAUGAACGAGGUACUGAAUCCAUCCAAACAAUUGUCAAGACGGAAUACUGCGAUAUAGAACAAGUUUUGUAUGAAACAGAGACAUUGCAUGAAACCUCAGAUGUUGCAACAGAGAGGUUUAGCGUUUUUCUAAGCUCUCAGGUUGAUCAUCAAGGUAGAGAAAUUUCUGGAGAUGAGAGAUUUUUGGACUCGGCUUUGUUGUCUCCAAGAAAGUCUCCUGAAGAGAAGAACACGUGUUCUAAGGAGAGUAAAGUAGUUGAAGAAGUCGAUCUGAUAGAAGAACUUAACCCUGAAGAGACAGGAUUUGAUGUCGAGAAGGUACUAGAGAAGCAAAACACUCACGAUUUAUACUGUCCCAAUUGUCAUUCUUGUAUAACAAGAAGGGUAAUCCUUCGGAGAAAGAAACGGAAGGUGCGCAAUGUGCGUUACAGAGUGAAGUAUGACAAAGUUGAAAAAACAACUGCCUCUGAACUACAUGCUCACCCUGUAACUGUAGUGGAGGAGGAUCGCAGUGUUGAUGCAAUUACUAGCGUCGAUGAGGUUCCAACUCCUGCAGCCAUAGAUAACAUUUCGAGGCCUGAACUCAAUGGUCACCAUAAUGAUAGCGAGCCAGAAGCUUAUAGAUGUCUGUCAUGUUUCAGUAUUUUCAUUCCCAGAGGAGACGCAUUUAAAUUGUUCCGACUUUUUGGAGAGAGAAAAGAGGUUGAAAAAGUGCAAGAUCCUUCAGAGGUACCCGUGGCAAAAAAUAAUGCUGUGACAGAGGCAUCGCGGAUGCACUUAGAGCAUGGAGAUUCAACUGCGGUAAUUAAGAAGUUGGAAGCUUUUGUCUCAUCAACUGAGGGCACUUCUGUAACCAUUGAAGAAUCAUCUGACAUGGGGUUGCUGAACUACGAAGUCUCUCUAACCAAGGAAGCUGAAAAGGAGACUGUAAGUCCUUUGAAAGAUGUCACAAACGAUUUGAAAAAGGAAGCAAGCAUCAAUACAGAACAAGAUCCUGGUGAAACUCUGGCAGCUAUUGGACAAUCUCUUGAAAAUGCAUAUACAAAACCUCAGACCGUUCAAGUGAUUCCACCUUUAAUACCUGUUGCCUCAGUGGUCAGGCAAACUUCAAUAGAGCGUGACCAGAAAUCUGUCAAGGAAACAUCAAAAGAAUUACCUGCUGUGAGUGCUCUCUCCGCAAUUACAGAGGUUUUACCAUCCCCAGCUCAACCAUCUCUAGCUGAAUCACAGAAAGUUGCGGACUCUGCUAUCAAAUUAAGGCAGCCACAAGUGGAAGUGGCAUCACAAACUGGAACUCAGACACUAGCCGAAGAGCCACAAGUUGCUCAAGUCCAUCAACCUCGUGAAUGGGAUAUUUUGAAGAGCAUUAUCUACGGUGGCUUGACAGAAUUAAUAACAAGUCUAGGUGUUGUGUCAUCUGCAGCGGGAGCUGGUGCUUCCACAUUGAACACCUUAGGUUUGGGAUUGGCUAAUUUGUUUGGAGGACUUCUCGUCAUCGCCCAUAAUCUUAGAGAGUUGAAGAAUGAGCAGCCCAGUCAAGGUACUGAGCAGGUAGACCGGUACCAAGAGGUACUAGGAAAGAGGCAGCACUUUCCCCUGCAUGCAACAGUAGCCAUUGUAUCCUUCAUAAUCUUUGGCUGCGUGGCUCCGAUCACCUAUGCAUUCUCAUUUAGGGAGAGUGACAAUAGGGAUUACAAGCUUGCCGCCGUUGCGGGCGCUUCUCUGUCUUGCAUUUUCCUACUUGCCAUAGGGAAAGCCCAUGUCAGGAAGCCACCUAAAACUUACUUCAAGACAGUGCUAUACUAUGUCAUUAUGGGGUUCAUGGCAUCAGGAGUCUCUUUCUUAGUCGGGGAACUGAUUGACAAGCUUCUCACCAAGCUCGGCUGGUUCGAUUCGACCUCAUCUAUGUCUGGGACCGGGCCUCUGGAGACUGGAACGUUGCAGUCUGGAUGGGCAACCUACUGAAGUCAUGGGAUCUCAAAAGCACGCAUGGCGCAGAAUGGAUGGAAGAAAGUUUUGUUCUCGAGGUAGUUGUUUUCACUCAUGUUAUGCCAAGGCACGACUCUUUUCCUUUCUGAGACCAGAAAAACUGGUAGGAACCGGCUUCACCCCCACACCCUUCCUCAUUCUCAUAUCAUGUCUUAGAUUUAUUAUUUCUAGUCAGAAGAGAAUGGCUCACUAUACCUAUUCGGAAAAUGUACUGUUUCUCUUGCCCGAUGGCGGGAAAUAAACCAUGAAGGACAUGGCCCUUUCACCCUUUUGUGAACUUCUGUACAUUACCUUCGUUGAUGAUGAACUGUUCUCUGUUA